Molecule: messenger RNA, 1269 nt
Organism: Phytomonas sp. Hart1
Lineage: Eukaryota; Euglenozoa; Kinetoplastea; Trypanosomatida; Trypanosomatidae
Source: the annotation of a GenBank genome assembly
AUGACGACUCCUGUGGCGUCGGAUUGGGUAGAAUCGGCGGACUCCCCGCCAACCUUGGGGCCGGGCCAGCAGUACGCCCCCCAACAUCGCGAGCAGCCGAGGCCCACUGCGCGGUAUGUGGAUUCCGAUGCGGCUCGUGUGCAGAGCACCAGCGUCCAUGCGGGGCGGCCAAUCAUGCAGGAAACCUCAUCAGUCGGGAUGGGCGUGUAUUAUGGGUUGCGAAGCGAAUCGCUUCGCAAACCCGUCCCGCGCAGCUCGCUCGAUCCACCUCAACCCGCGUCCAUCGACGAGGCUUUGCAUCUCGACGAAGAACGGCGUCUUUCAGGUGAAUCACGCGAGCGUCUCGAGUCUAUUUUUUUGCCCAAACAUGACGCCCUAAGCCCGAGUAAUGCUUCUGGAGUGAGCCCGCAAGGCUCUUCCACGACCGAUAAGCUUUCUUUCGAGAAGCAAUUGAAGCUCGAUGUGAAGCAGUUAGAGUACUACCAUGGCACGGCAAAGUAUCCAGAACUCUUGAACAAAUUUAGGGAUAAGUAUCAAAAUUACAACUCCAAUCAAUUUCAAGGGAAGUCAAUGCCCACCAAGGCUAAUGAUAGUCGUGAAACGAAGGAGCCGGUCGAUUACCAGCACCUUAGUGAAAAACUUAAAGCGCAGCUUUACACCGGCCCUCAUUCGUACCACCCAAUUUCUCUAAUGGAACAGCAUGGCGUGUUUCGCUUUCAGGGCUAUGCCUUUCCGCCUUCUCUCGAGCUUGGUAAUCUGAAGAGCGAACUCGACCUUACAAAGCUCCACGCCUCUUAUCAAUCGAAGGGGGUCUUGGCAUUGUUGCGCCGCUCGUUUAAUGCGUUGGUGGGUCUCCCGGAUACGAGGGAUGCGUACCUCGCGACCUAUGACCGUGCAAAGGAGGACAAGCACAUCAUUUAUCGCACUUUGGGGCUUGAUGCGGUUCAGCGCCGGCAGAUGCGGUUUAUGCUCUCGGACUUUGACCACGCUGACCGUCAUACCUCGUUCCACGUGAUGAUGACCUACCCUUAUGCGGAUUGGUUGCAUGUUUUUUUUAUGGUUUUUGUUGGUUGGUGCUUGUACAAAUUACAAUUGCACCUUAACGCAUACGAUUUCUACGACGAAUACCUUGGUCUGGAUCUUCGACAGGUCCCUAGUUUGAAAAAGCCCUUUCUGGUUAUCAUGACAACAGUUGUCAUGGUUUUUUUCUUUUCCAGCCGCUCAUGUUGGCAAGCAUUGCCACAAAUCGAGCUUAUCGAAUUUUUAUGA